Molecule: messenger RNA, 534 nt
Organism: Cryptomeria japonica (Japanese cedar)
Lineage: Eukaryota; Viridiplantae; Streptophyta; Pinopsida; Cupressales; Cupressaceae
Product: class V chitinase-like
Exons: 1
Coding region: 1-534 (177 amino acids)
Biological process (GO): carbohydrate metabolic process; chitin catabolic process
Cellular component (GO): extracellular region
Molecular function (GO): chitinase activity; chitin binding
Source: RefSeq, a predicted model, not a curated record
AUGGAGCGCCAAUUGCAGGUCCUGCUAAUCAGUCUCAUCUUAAUUUGCCCCACAGCCAUUGCCGUGAAAGUGGGUUACUGGCCUGCCUCUGAUUUGCCUCCCUCCUCCGUCGAUGCCUCUCUCUACACCCAUCUCCUCUACGCCUUCGCAGAUCUCAAUCCCCAAACAUAUGAGGUCACAGUCUUUGCAGCGAAUCAGGAAAGCAUAGCACUCUUCACCUCCACAGUGCAGAAGAGCAAUCCCUCAGUGAAAACCUUGCUUUCCAUCGGCGGAGGAAAUGCCAAGAUGGAAGACUUCUCCACAAUGGCUGCCGAUUCUUCACUGCGCAAAAAGUUCAUCGGCUCCGCCAUAUCUCUCGCCAGGCAAUAUUCAUUCCACGGCGUAGAUCUCGACUGGGAAUACCCACAAACUCUGGCGGACAUGGAAAACUGGGGGCAGCUGUUCACAGAAUGGAAAGCUGCAGUGGUUGAAGAGUCUGGAACCUCCGGCAAGGAUCCCCUGCUGCUCACCGCUGCCGUCUAUUUCUCAAACUAG